Messenger RNA from Globicephala melas (long-finned pilot whale), 1431 nucleotides. RefSeq names its product protein phosphatase 4 catalytic subunit (gene PPP4C). The record is from RefSeq and is a predicted model, not a curated record. NCBI's taxonomy places the organism in Eukaryota, Metazoa, Chordata, Mammalia, Artiodactyla, Delphinidae. Gene Ontology annotation, cellular component: nucleus; cytoplasm. Gene Ontology annotation, biological process: double-strand break repair via homologous recombination. Gene Ontology annotation, molecular function: protein serine/threonine phosphatase activity.
CGGCGGAACUAGUCUUCCUCUGCUUCCGCGGCGGGGCCGGAAGUGGAAGAGGUGGUGGCGGCGGCCCAAAGCGGAGGGAAGGGGGAAGUCAGGGACCCCCGGGAGCCGGAGCCGGAGUUGCCGCGGCGGAGACCCCUGUGCGGUGCGGAGGGGGCGGCGGCCCCGGCUCUGACCCGCGCCGGGGGGUGGGCCAUGGCGGAGAUCAGCGACCUGGACCGGCAGAUCGAGCAGCUGCGGCGCUGCGAGCUCAUCAAGGAGAGCGAAGUUAAGGCCCUGUGCGCUAAGGCUAGAGAGAUCUUGGUGGAGGAGAGCAACGUGCAGAGGGUGGACUCGCCAGUCACAGUAUGCGGUGACAUCCAUGGACAAUUCUAUGACCUCAAGGAGCUGUUCAGAGUGGGAGGCGACGUCCCUGAGACUAACUACCUCUUCAUGGGGGACUUUGUGGAUCGUGGUUUCUACAGCGUCGAAACGUUCCUCCUGCUGCUGGCACUUAAGGUUCGCUAUCCUGACCGCAUCACCCUGAUCCGGGGCAACCAUGAAAGCCGUCAGAUCACCCAGGUCUACGGCUUUUAUGACGAGUGUCUGCGCAAGUACGGCUCGGUGACCGUGUGGCGCUACUGCACUGAGAUCUUUGACUACCUCAGCCUGUCGGCCAUCAUCGAUGGCAAGAUCUUCUGUGUGCACGGGGGCCUUUCCCCCUCCAUCCAGACACUGGACCAGAUCCGGACAAUUGACCGAAAGCAAGAGGUGCCUCAUGACGGGCCCAUGUGUGACCUGCUCUGGUCCGACCCUGAAGACACAACAGGCUGGGGCGUGAGCCCCCGUGGGGCUGGCUACCUAUUUGGCAGUGACGUGGUGGCCCAGUUCAAUGCAGCCAACGACAUUGACAUGAUCUGCCGCGCCCACCAACUGGUGAUGGAAGGUUACAAGUGGCACUUCAACGAGACUGUACUCACUGUGUGGUCGGCACCCAACUACUGCUACCGCUGUGGGAAUGUGGCAGCCAUCUUGGAGCUGGACGAGCAUCUCCAGAAAGAUUUCAUCAUCUUUGAGGCCGCUCCCCAAGAGACACGGGGCAUCCCCUCCAAAAAGCCCGUGGCUGACUACUUCCUGUGACCCCUCUGGCCCCUGCCCCCUCCAGCCCCUCUGGCCCCUGGACCACUGUGACUCUGCCCUCUUCAGACGAAGGCUGGGGGGCUGUCCCCGGCUAUGCUGUCCCCCCAAAAGAGGGCACUUCGCGGGUGAGGACUUUUCUGGAGAGGCUUGGAGCCUUUGCUCCAUGUUCCUCCUCCCGUGUCUCCCCACUUGAACCGUGAAGUUUCCAAUAAUUUUGUUUUUCUUUUUUUUUCUUUUUUUUUUGUUUGUUUUUAGAUAAAAAUUUUGAGAAGAAAAAAAAAAAAGAAAAAAAUCUAAUAAAAGAAGAAAAAUGGU